Messenger RNA from Acanthochromis polyacanthus (spiny chromis), 10222 nucleotides. RefSeq names its product WNK lysine deficient protein kinase 2 (gene wnk2). Gene Ontology annotation, molecular function: potassium channel inhibitor activity; chloride channel inhibitor activity; ATP binding. The record is from RefSeq and is a predicted model, not a curated record. Gene Ontology annotation, biological process: intracellular signal transduction; positive regulation of potassium ion import across plasma membrane; monoatomic ion homeostasis. The coding region runs from base 907 to 7872 and encodes 2321 amino acids. NCBI's taxonomy places the organism in Eukaryota, Metazoa, Chordata, Actinopteri, Pomacentridae. Gene Ontology annotation, cellular component: cytosol; cytoplasm. The transcript has 29 exons.
CGGUGAGGGCGGACAGCGGUGUGGCCCACACAGCCUGUGCCAUGGGAGGGUGAGGUUGCCGCCUUAAAGCGUGCCGAGUUAUUGGAUACGUGUUGUUGCUAGGGGCGUGGGCUGCGCCGUGAAAUAUUACAGUUUUUCCCCAAAACCUGUAAGAGAUGAAAUUUCAGAAGACAACGGCCGUAUCUGCCGGACGGGGAGAGAUGCGAUGAGAGCUGCCUGCUCUGAGCAAACUGUGCCGCAGUGAGCAUAAUCUGAUAAGCGCCUCUAUCCACCGUGCGCUCUGCUCCAGGACAACACCAGAGGAGAAGCAGCACAGGAGGAUAGUUACAUGAAAUUAUGCUGAGGUCACACUUCUCAGAGCUGAUUCAGAUUCUCACCCGGAACACCUGCUAUUCGUUUGAAUCGGCCGGGUCGAUGAGUGUUUGCAGCGGGGUGAUGACUGCUGCGCACUCGGUCGUCCCGUGAUGCGCGUUUGGAGCGGCUGGUGCGUGUUUCGGUCGAAAACAUCCCCACUGUAGGCAAGUGAUUUUGUCCGCAUCACAUUUUUAUACUAUGCGCUGGAGCGAGGACAUUAUGCAAUGUGGAGGAAACUGAUUUCGUGAGCUCAUAGGUUGCACUGGCAAUGACAUCAGGCUUAACCAGAGGAGCUCCGUGCUGUAUUGCAGCAAGGUGGACCGGGGCGUGAGGUGGCAGGGAGCGAUGCACGCAUCCUCCGAGCUGGUCAUUUUGUGGGGAUGUUCUGUGUCCUAAACAAAUCCGAGGCACAGGGCCAUACAUCCUGAGCUGGCGAACUGCGUCACUGCAUGUGAGUGUUGCAGGUAGGCAGCAAACUCUCCCACUGCCGGGAGAGGAGCGUCAUCCUCCCUGCACAAUGUCGCCGGUGAGCGUCUAACAUUUUCACCAGGGAUGGAUGCGGCGGAGGAUUCAAGCAAAGAUCCGCCACUGGGAUCCACAUAUUCCUCAGCACCCAAUUUAGACUCUGACAUUAAUGCAAAUGCCUGUAGGCCCGUGUAUGAGAAUGGGACAGACCACAAUGUCAACAUACAAAUCGCAGCCCUCCGAGGAGCCAGUGACCCCAGCGCGUACCCGUCCACAGAGUACCAGGGGCUGGUGCGCCAGAGGUUCAUCCGUCGGAGUUUGUGGGUGUCAGACUCCGAGGAACCGCCGGUGGACGCGCCGGAGUUUGUCAGCAGCAUCCCGGUGCUCAGCAUCGACCUGCGGACUAUCGUUGAUCGGAGUCGGACCCGAGCUCUGCACGGAACCCGCCUCCAGGAGACCUCCAGCACCGAGAGCCAGGUGGGCCUGAAAGACAGCGCCACGGAGAGCCUGAGCGCGGACGAGGAGAGGGGAGACCGGAGCGAAACCGAGCCCAAGGCGGAGGUGGUGCCCUCCGAUGUCACAGGUAAAGCAGGAAGUGAUGAGAACGAAGAGGAGCCCGGCAUGAAGGCUGUGUCCACCUCACCGGGGGGCCGCUUCCUCAAGUUUGAUAUUGAACUGGGCAGAGGCUCCUUCAAGACCGUCUACAAAGGUCUGGACACGGACACCUGGGUGGAGGUGGCGUGGUGUGAGCUCCAGGAACGGAAACUGUCCAAAGCUGAGAGACAGAGGUUCAAAGAGGAGGCAGAGAUGUUGAAAGCUCUCCAGCAUCCUAACAUCGUGCGAUUUUAUGACUUCUGGGAAUCACCGGUGAAAGGGAAGAAGUGCAUUGUUCUAGUGACGGAGCUAAUGACCUCAGGGACACUAAAAACGUAUCUAAAGCGCUUUAAGGUCAUGAAGCCUAAAGUCCUCAGAAGCUGGUGCAGACAGAUUCUCAAAGGCCUCCACUUCCUCCACACGAGGACUCCACCGAUCAUCCACAGAGACCUGAAGUGUGACAACAUCUUCAUCACUGGUCCUACAGGCUCUGUCAAAAUAGGAGACCUGGGUUUGGCAACGCUGAAGAGGGCCUCUUUUGCUAAAAGUGUUAUCGGCACUCCAGAGUUCAUGGCCCCAGAGAUGUAUGAGGAGCACUAUGAUGAAGCUGUGGAUGUCUACGCCUUUGGGAUGUGUAUGUUAGAGAUGGCCACCUCAGAAUACCCCUACUCCGAGUGUCAAAACGCUGCUCAGAUCUACCGCAAAGUCACCAGCGGGGUGAAACCUGCCAGCUACAGCAAAGUCAGUGAUCCAGAAAUUAAGGAGAUUAUAGGGGAGUGUAUCUGUCACAGGUGGGAAGAAAGGUACUCCAUCAAGGACCUCCUGAAUCACGCGUUCUUUGCCGAGGACACAGGCGUCCGGGUGGAGCUCAAUGAGGAAGAUGACGGCAAGAAAUCAUCUAUUGCUCUAAAGCUGUGGGUUGAAGAUCCGAAAAAGCUGAAGGGGAAAUACAAAGAUACUGGUGCCAUUGAGUUUACUUUUAACUUGGUGAACGAAGUCCCAGAAGUAGUCGCCCAAGAAAUGGUGGAAUCAGGUUUUUUCCUGGACUGUGAUGUGAAGAUAGUUGGGAAGUCCAUUCGAGACCGUGUGGCUCUCAUCAAAUGGAGAAGGGAGCGGACUGUCUCGCCAAAUGGAAAUGGUGAAGUAGCUGUGAAGAAGACGCAGCAGAACCUACUGCAGGUUCCUGGUACUGUUGUUCCACAGGGAGCCACACUAGCCGCUACAGAUUAUGAGGAUCACGAGUCGGAGCAGCAGACUCUGAUCUGCACCGUGCCCACCACCACCUCUACCACAUCUGACAGCGGCGUGAGCUCUGCCAUGCAAUUAGAUGAUCUAAACAAUCAGCAGAAUGGCCCCUACCAGUCGCUACCAGAGCCCAUUUCUACCGCUCAGAUAAUCUACAGUCCUCCUGCACAGACUGACCCUCAGCUGCACCAGGGACCCUACCAGCAACCCACAGCACAGGCCUCACAUGAAAACUACACACAAGCAUCCACACAAUUACACCAGGGAGCCUACCAGCAAACCACAGGUCAGCUGCAUCCCGGGGCCUUUCAACAACCUGCAGCACAACUGCAUCAGGGGCCUUAUCAUUGUCAAACAACAGCUUCUGCUCCAGCUACUCCAGCCCCCACUGCGCACCAGAAUAGACAGACAGCACAGAGCUUUCCAGCUGCAGCCCCGACUCCACAGACACAGCUUACUGCCCAACCCAGCCAGGAGCAGUGCCACUUUCAACCAGCUGCUAUCCUGCCCCAGCUGUUUUCUGCUGAGCAGCCUGCAUCUCACCUGAGUCCUCCUGACCCAUCCACCAGUUUUCCACAGUCAGUCUCCAGUGCUCCUCCCCCACUCCUGCCCCUGCAAAUCAGCACUCAGUUUCCCUCACCAUAUCCUGUAGUUCAAACAGUGGGGCACAAGCCUCCUUCCUUCUCCCCUCUGCCAUCUACCUACAGCAGCAAUGACCCUCCUAUGUCUAGCGCCUACUUCUCCCCUUCACCCCACCAUCCCUCUCUCCCUCUGACCCCUCAUGCUACCUUCCCUCCUGUACCUACUCUCGGCACCCCUCAGACUCCCCUGUCCACCCCUCAGCACGUGCCCGGUGUGGCGCUCCCUGUUCCACUUCUUGCCAUGGCCAUGUCCCCUGCGGUGCCACAGCACCAGGGCGGCCCUCCCACCUCUCAGCCGAACCUCGGUACCUUCCAUUCCACCCAUCACUUACCCCUCUCUCAGGUACAACCCACCCCAUACCCUGUCCCCAACCCUGAGCCUCAACUGGUUGAGCAGCCUGUGCAGGUGAUUGCUCCACAUGGCACUUUGGGGGAUGUUCAGCUUUUGUCUGUGGCCCACCCUGUCUCACCUGCUGUUCACACUCCUCUCUGGGGAAGUGGAGCAGAUACAGAAACUACUGCAACUGGCCUGGAGCUAACAAUUCCAGCCCCGGUCUCAGUGUCUGGUGCAGUCCAAGCUGAAGCUCAAGCCCCAGCACAACCUCCAGCUCUAGUGCGAGCACGGAACCAACCUCCAGUCCCAGCUCAAACGGCAGCCUCAACCCUUCUGAAAGCCCCAGCUCCAAUCCCAGUACAAGUUCCAACAGCAGUACAAGCUCCGGCCUCAACUACAGUUCAAGCACUGAUGUCUGGAUCGGGUCCCACUUUAGAACAAAUGAAUGUCUCCUCUGUUAGCUCAGACAAACCUUCUGCCAUGGGCAAACCUCAACUCUCAGUCCCAGGUUUGGUCUCAGGCCCAGUCCCUGUCACUCUGCCUGCACCAGUUCAGUCUGCAGCCCCUGUUUCUGCUCCAGCUACUGUCGCAGCUCCAGUUCUGCAGCCUGCUGGCAUCCAGACAGUCUCAGUGCCUGAGAGUGCCAACCUGGCUACAACUCAGCAAAACCUGGAGACAACACCUGCAUCUAGCACUCUUCAACAAGAGCCUUGUGUCGAGGAUGUGCUUCGGGACAAAGUAAUAUCUUUACCCAGUUAUGCAUAUGACAGUCUCAACUCUGAUGUAGCAUCUGGUAAGGAAACAAGUGACGGCUAUGACAGCUUGGCUAGUGGGGGGAAGGGGGAUGGAAAACCCAGGAAACAUCACCGCAAGUCGGCCCGCACACGUUCCAGGCAAGAAAAGAUGAGCAAACCCAAACUGAGCAUGCUCAAUGUUUGCAACACUGGUGAUAAAAUGGUAGAAUGUCAGCUGGAGACUCACAACCACAAAAUGGUGACAUUUAAAUUCGACCUGGAUGGAGACGCUCCAGAGGAAAUUGCCACUUAUAUGGUAGAGAAUGGGUUUAUACUAUUGUUAGAGAAGGAGGUAUUUAUCGACCAGCUAAAGGACAUUGUGGACAAAGCUGAAGACAUGCUGAAUGAAGACAUGGAGGGUGAGAGGGACACAACUUUGAGCUGUAGUCCUCUACAAGGCCAGACGUGUGACGGGCUAACAGGAGAGAGUCAGCAGCCUGGAGCACCUCAGCCUGUCUAUCAGCAAAAUGUUCUUCAUACGGGAAAGAGAUGGUUCAUAAUCUGCCCUGUAGAGGAGACGCCCAUGUCCAGUCAGGAGACUCCGUCUGAUGGGACAACUACACAGUCUCCAAGCAGCUCAGCCACCACCCAGCCUGCUGACAGUGGCACUGCAAGGCCCUCCACAUCCAGAGAAGAUGGGUCAUCCUCCACAAUGUCUGGUGGAAGUGGAGGCUUCUCCUACGAGGUGUAUGGAUUCUGUAGUCCUCCAAUAAUGUCCAACACAGACCCACUCCUCUUGGCCACUCUGUCACCUCCUGUUUCUGCACCACCAACCCUCCAGUCGGUGCCCUCGGUGGAGCCAGCAGGCAGCGGAGUGCAGCCUAGUGUGCAUCAAGCCCAGCCAGCCAGAGCUCAAACGUUGCCCCCAUCGUCACCACACACGUCUUUCCCAGUAGAAGAUUCACAGGGAUCUCCUCUGGGCUCCAUCUCCCCAGUACAUGCAGCUCAGCAGAUGCCUGAUAUGACAUGUCCUGUCUCUAUUGCUGACGAGGUUCCCUGCUGCCCUCUCGUCAUGCCGCUGUCUCUGGAUGUGAGCACUUCACAGGGUGGGUCUCCUCUGACUCCUCUUCCUCUUCAGGAUCCAGGUUCAGCCAAAGAUCCGCCAUCUGUGUCCUACGCCCCUGCAGCCCGGUGUGAGCGACCGCAGCAGCCCGUGGUGCUCCACCAGCCUUUUUCCACUGUCGGAGGGACCAAAGUGUCCUCACUGCCCCAGAGCCCAGCACCAUCCCAGCACGGUGCAGGUCCCAGUGAGUCCGAUGGCGAAGGGAGGCUGGGACGUGGGGGAUUUGUGGACAGCACUAUAAAGACUCUGGAUGAAAAGCUAAGGAAUUUGCUCUACCAGGAAUAUGCUCCCAUGUAUCCGUCUGGCAGUGCUGCAGAGACGCCAGGAUCCGGCACAGAGUACAUCCAGUCUCCUCCAGGUCCAGACAGUGCCACAGGAGGGUCAGGAAACAGCACACCAGGGCCGAUAGGGGAGGGACGCUACAGGGCAGGAGAACAGCUGCCUCAAAUUCCAGAAAGAAUGGAUAGUUUGAGCACACUGAGUGACUCGGCUGUGUGUGCUUCCCUGUCAAGAAGACACGUCCCUCACUCUGCUUCCUGCUCCGGAACAAGAGGUCGAUUCAAGAUAAUCUCUGUACCUCCUGAAGUGGCCAACGGACGAGAUGUGAAGCAAAGGAGCUGGAGCAGCGCUGCCUCACCAGCGCACCCUGUGGGAUACGGUGGGGACCACAUUCAGGCUGAGGCCAUGGCUACCUCUACCACCAUCGGCCGGUUCUCUGUGGUGAGCACUGAAGAUGACAUCACACAGAGGACACGCUGCAGCCGCUACUCUGCCCCACCUGAUUUCUACCUGGACACGCCUCCUUCUAUGGCCAAGCGGGGCUCCCUGCCUCGAGCUCUGACCUCAACGUCUGUCCCUGUGGAUGUCACGGUCCAUGCUCGCUUCCUGUCCUCAGACUCAGGGGCCGAGAGCAGUCCAGCAAAACUGGCCCCUGCCACCCCAUCCCAACACUCUCGCUCUGAGCGCCGAGGAAGCGACCUCAUGAAGAGGGCGGUGGCCUUUCUCCGUCGUUCCGGUCGCAGCAGCAGUGUGCAGAGCUCUGACUCACCAAACAGGCAUGGAGGUGUCCACGGCUCCGCCUAUGCUAGCAGCGAUAACGACUCAGAGAUGGAGGACUCUGACAUAAAGAGGGAACUACAGAGACUCAGGGAGAAACAUCUGAAGGAGAUCUCAGAGCUGCAGGCCCAUCAGCGAGGAGAAGUGGAGCUACUUUAUCGCAGACUUGGCAAAGUCCCUCCAUCUGGCCUGGGAAUCUCUAAUGUUGGACCACAUGCCGGACGUAGGAAGAGGUCCAGUAAACACAGACUGAAGCCAGGCAAACUUCUCAGUCCUCUGGUUCAACAGUUUCGAAAUGUUACAACCAAAACUAGUGACUCCAGCAAAGCCAGUGCUGCUACAGGCACAAGUGAGCCCACAGUGAGUUUAAAUGGCUCUCCAGCCAAAGGGCCUCUACCCACUCACAGCCGAGCACGUUCGUGCACCAGCCACCUUCCCAGCUCCACCUCAGAGCCUGUGCAGACUCAGCAGCCCUGUUCUCUCAAAGGCUCUCUGUCAUCUGAUAAUAUUUAUGCUGGACUACAUGGAGACGGUACUGGCACCCAAGCUCCACUUGGACAAGGCUGGUCUAAUUACCCUCAACCAUCUGAGAGAGUGACCUAUAAAUCGAGUAGCAAGCCACGAGCUAGAUUUCUCAGUGGGCCUGUGUCUUUGUCUAUCUGGUCAACACUGAAGCGACUGUGUCUUGGCAAAGAGCGUGGCAGCAGAUCUGGAGCUUCAGCUUCAGCUUUCAAUCAAUCACAGCAACUUCCUACCGGUGUCACGCCUCCUCCCCAUCAGCCAGUGAUGGGUCUGGCCCAGGCUCAGGCCAAUAACAGCAACAACAAGACAUACAGUGGCACAUCCAUGAGUGCCACUGAAAACAACCUGCCUGAAGACUUGCAGCGGCUGAUGGAUGACUGGGCACAGGAAGUUCUUAUUGUGACCCACCGGCCGCGCACCAACUCUCUGAGUAUCAGUGGACAGCAGCUUUGGGAUCAGAUUGUCCCUCGAACAUGUGAACAGCUUGCUAGUCCUUCAGAUGUAUCAUCAUGGACAGCCCCAGGUUCAGAGGCCUGCAGUCUGCCCCUGACAUGGCCUGACAGCCCUGGGUCAGCAGUGAUGACCACCCCCUCUGCAGGGCCUCAUCUCACUUAUCAGUCACACUCCCCUGCUCCAUUCAGGGCCUUGUCCUCACCUCUUUCUGUUAGCCAGUGGCCUGGGCUGCUCUUCCCCCUUCCUUCAGGAGUGUUUGCCUUUCCUGCAGUGCCCUCAGCCCAGGAUGCCCACAGCCCCUUUCCAGCUUCGUCAUAUCAGCCGACCGACCCCAAGGCGAGGACUCUCUAAUCUGAGUAGCAUUGUGUCUUCCAACUGUUACCAAAAAGAUAUCUCAUUAUAGUUCUAGUCAAUCUUCUGUGCGUAUACUGUAUAUAUUUAACCAGCAUGUAUGUAACCAUAUGUACAUACUUGUCUUCAUUCUUGAGUUUUAUGUUAUUUGUUUCAUUUGCAUCAACAUACCUCAUGUCCAAAUUAUAAUACAUAUUCCUUGACUGGAGUCAUAAUGGUAGUACUACUUUUAAAUAUGUAUAAUUAGCCCAAUCAGGCUUGAAAGUGCAGAUUUUUGCCAUUGUUUAUGUAUGUACAUUGCCAUUCACUGAAUGUACAUAAUGUGCUGUUCAUUCAUGUUGUGUUAAUAUAAAUAGUUGAUGUUUGUGUUGCUCAUAUCACCCCAAUAUAUAAGCUGCCGUGUGUAUAUAUGAAUUCUUGUUAGUCUGUACAUAGCUCCUGUGUUUGUACAGUUACCAUUAGAUACUCCAUAGGUUGGUGCUGCAGCUAUGUGUCUUAAUGCAACACCUUAUUAGCCACCAUCAUGCCAUCACUGUGAAGACUUGACAUCCUGGUCACUAGGACCAGUUCCUUUACUCUGCUCUCUCAGUCCAAGGAUAGGUUUCAUUCUUCAUCAAUGAAAUGCUUCCAGCACAAGCGCUUGAAAUAUCCUUAAGAGAUUUGAAUGAACUUGAACUUUAUCUUCAGGUGAAAACACACCUGUGAGAGUGCCUUGAAUUGCAGUUUCAGUUUUCUGAAGUGAAGCAUUUAGGUUCAAAGCAGCCACUAGAUAUUCAAUAUGCUUUCACUUUCACAGGUAAAUUAUGUGAUUUGAAUAAUGAAUGUGGAUUAAAGCAUAUUUAAUUUAGUAACAAAACACUAUAAAGUGGUGUUGCAGUUCAAUAAAUGUCAGAUAUUGUAAAAACGAUCCAAAUCUAAAUUCGGUUAUCAUGUAUUUACUGUAAGUUUUUCCUUGUUCACUGAAGUCAAAUUCCUGUGGGAUUGCUCUACCACCUGCACCGCAGCCUGCAUGAAUACACUGAUAAUCUGAAUGUGCACAGGUUGAUGUGGUCAGUUACAGGAAGACAUUGUUAAGAGAAACUGGCAUUGAAACCAUGCGACAAGGAGGGCUGAAGGACUCAACAUACGAGUCAAAAUCAUAAUCAUCCCAUACCUCUAUUAAUGCAAUCUGUAGCUUUACAUAUUGUUGCCUUUGUGGUUUUUAAGAGAUUACUGUGUGGUUGGUUGUUGUUUGAUAAAUGCUGAUGAUUUGACAAUGCUAGAGGUACAUGAAGAAUGUGAAUUAUUGAGAAGCCACAACUGUUUGACAUGUUAUUUGUACAAUGCAUAGGUUUUCCAAUUUAUGUUUAUUUGACACUGGCCUCUCAAUGUCCUGUGGCUCAUAUGGCACAUCAUAUGUAUUAAAGCUGACCUAAUUCAAAGAUCUCAAAAAAAUGUUACGCUCUUAUUGUUUUAAUCAGUUACAGUCUCACUUCAAAUUUAAAUGCAUAUCUUGUACACUGUAUACAGUUCCCUCAGAAUAAUUUUGAAAUGCAUCAAUGUUUUGAUGUAUUCUUAAAACAAAACAGGAAUGGUAAAAAUCAGUGCAGUCAGAAACAGAGAGCUACCACAGACAAGUUGCUUAAUGCAGUUUGUGAUUACUGCAGAUAGGAUUUAUUUUGAUCUUGUCCUGGUUUCACGAUUUCAUUUUGCUUUAAUCAUGCUUUGAACAAUCAAUAUGGUAAUCAAGCAAUUUAGUUUUGCACUUUUACACUGUUUGGCGAGCCACAAGAACACGACUUUUAAAAUAAUAAUUUCUUGAAAUAGAUUUAGAAGAGGCCGAGAUAGCAUGACUUAUUGACCAAUCUCCAGAAAUGCUGAAAGAUAAAUUUCCCAUAAUGCAACACAAUAGCGUCUUUGACAUUAUCAGAGUUGUCCCAAACUUCAAAAGGCAGUUUCCAUAGCAAGAGAAGACUCUACACAACAGUCUUCACAGACCAAGUAGAACUCUUUGUAACAAGUAAACUGAACCUUGUUUGUAGCAGAGGUGGAGUGACCCUUUAAAAUCAUUCCAUGUUUGCACAGUGACAAUAUUGUGGAAGUAUUUGUCUUUAAGGCAGAAUUUCCUGAGUGAUGACAGGUUGUUUUUUUUAGAACAUCUCCUAUGCAGUUCUUUUCUUUGUGCUUUACCCAGUAACUUCUGUCUUUAAUCUCUUUAAUGCUUGCAAUGAAAGCUUGAUGUAUGAUUGCUUUUGCCUGCCGUAUCACCUUUUUUUCCAGCACUUUCCUGACCUCGUCAGAUCGGUACUCUCUCAAAAAAGCUGUACAUACUUGAAGACAUAAAUAAUAAAUUCAUUUUUGCUUGACACCA